Ixodes scapularis (black-legged tick) is the source of this 1119-nucleotide messenger RNA. RefSeq lists its product as uncharacterized. Bases 1 to 1119 code for a protein of 372 amino acids. The transcript has 3 exons. NCBI's taxonomy places the organism in Eukaryota, Metazoa, Arthropoda, Arachnida, Ixodida, Ixodidae. The record is from RefSeq and is a predicted model, not a curated record.
AUGGCAGUUGGAGAUGACAGGGACACCUUUAAAUUAGUGUCGAUAGAAAAGCUGUUCAGCAAUCUGCUCCAGUUGAAAAAGAAACCACAACUCUUCAUUCACGCGCAUAACCCCAACUUGACGAACGCAGGAUACAAGUGUUACAGAGACUUCAGGGAUGAAAACGUGUACGAGGGGUUACAAGAUGUUGUCGGAGACGCGUUCGUAACGACACUCUUUGAGAUAUUGUAUUCAGACGAGGUCAAAAUAGCCAAUCCUUUAGGUGCGAAACGUGCAGUCCACAAGCUCACAACAAUGUACCUCACAUUUUUUAAUAUGCACCCGCGCUACAAGUCCAGGUUGGGGUUCGUCGACUUGGUAGUUCUGGCAAAGUUCAAAGACGUAGAGGAACUCGGCUGCCAAGGCCCUAGUGUCACGGUAGAUGGCGUCCCAGAAACCGUGAAGGUUAUUGUGGUGGCAGUCUGUGGCGACAACUUGUCCCAGCACAAGUUGGGAGGGUUUUCGGCAAGCUUCUCUCAGGGGCAUAUAUGUCGCUACUUUACGGCAACAACUGCCAACCUCCAUGCAGUGACAAGUGAAGAGCAGUGCCAGAUCAUGACGAGGGCUGACGACAGCAGUCACCUAGCCGCAGCCAAAGAAAACCCGCAAGACGGUCGCAAGCUGCAUGGCGUUGUGGGUCCAUCUCCAAUGGCACAAUUGGCUCAUUUUGAUGUCACUACACAAGUGGCCCCCGACAUGAUGCAGGACCUCUUUGAGGGUGCAUCUGCUCACAUCAUAGGGCACGUCACCAAAGGUCUGAUUGACGAAGGAGCACUGACCCUGGAGGAUCUUAAGAGGGAAGAAAACACGCACUGGAGUGUGCUCCUCCAGCUGCCCAACAUUGUCACUCUCGUGCUGUCUGAAAAGAUUACUGAGGACUGGGUCGCAUACCUUGAAGUCCUAGUGAAAGACUUUGUUGAAGCAUUCACGGCAAUGUAUCCUACAGCUGAAGUCCUCCCAAAGAUGCACUACAUGGUGCACUAUGCAAGACUGACGGCGGCCCUUGUAUUUCUGCGCCAGUACUGGUGUCUACGUUUCGAACGAAACACUAGUAAUUUAAGUCCAUGGCUUCAAAAGUAA